This is a messenger RNA of Paramecium sonneborni, 2119 nucleotides long. Lineage: Eukaryota; Ciliophora; Oligohymenophorea; Peniculida; Parameciidae. The record is from the annotation of a GenBank genome assembly.
AAUAAAAUAAGUUUUUGAUGACAGAUAAGCUUUAAACCUAUGGUAUUAAUAUGAUUAAAUAUUAGCAAAUAGAGAAGAACAACUAGUAAACACAGAUAAUCGAGCAGAAUUUUCAUUAGGGAAAUUUACUCCAAUAGAAUUAGAAUGGGAUAAAUUGAUAAUAAAUGCAACAAUAAAAGUUGGAAAUGUAUAUUUCUUAGUAAAUAUUAAUUAGGUUAAUACAUAAAAGUGUUUGUUAAAUAAUCUUAAAGGGGUAAUGAAACCAGCACAUUUUACUGCAAUUCUUGGUCCUUCAGGAUCAGGGAAAACAACAUUGUUAAACUUUUUAUCAGGUCGUUUAAUAUCUGAUAAUUUACAAAUAUCAGGUGAGUUAAAGCUAAAUGGAAAAAGGAUAGAUGAUAUUGAUAAAUUUAAUGAUUAAAUGGCUUAUGUUAUGUAAGAUGAUAUUUUGUUAGCAACAUUUUCACCAAGAGGUAAAUUAAUUUUAAAUUAUUUAGAGGCCUUUUAUUUUUCAGCUAAUAUGCGAUUAACAAUAUCUGCAGAAGAAAAACAUUAAAGAGUAGAAUCUUUGAUUAGAGAGUUGGGUAUUACAAAAUGUGCAGAUACAAGAGUAGGAAAUACCUAAAUUCGAGGUGUUUCAGGAGGUGAAAGAAAAAGAGCAAGUAUAGGAGUUGAAUUACUUACAAAUCCAAGUUUGAUAUUUUUAGAUGAACCAACUACUGGUUUAGAUUCUUCAACUGCAUUAUAAGUUAUUGAUCUAUUAAAGAGAUUAGCAAAAAAUGGUAGAACUAUUGUCAGUACUAUUCAUUAACCAUCAUCUGAAAUAUUUAAUAAUUUUGAUAGACUUAUGCUUUUAGUUAGAGGAAACAUUAUCUAUUAAGGAGAUGCUGAAUAAGCUAUUGAUUAUUUUGGAAAUAUGGGCUUUUAAUGUCCUAAUUUUUCAAAUCCUUCUGAUUAUUUUAUGAAAUUAAUGAAUGAAGAGGGACUUUUAGUUGAAAAAAUAUAAGCAGGUGAAUCUGAAGAUUUUGAUGAAGCUAAAAUUAAGGAAGAAUUUGAAGAAAGACUUAAAUAAUUUAUAAAUAAUUACUAUUCUUCUAAUAUGAUUAAAGAAUUAUAAUCCAGCGAAUCUGCUAUCAUAAAAGAAAAUGAUUCUGGUUUUCAUAUUGGAUUUAUUUAAUAAUUUGUAUUAAUUUAUUAAAGAUCCUUUUUAAAUGAAAUUAGAAAUCCUAUGGAUGUUAAAUUAAAAAUAUUUUAAUCUAUUGUUAAUGCAAUAAUGCUUAUGUUAGUUUAUUCUGAUGUAAAUAUUAAUUAAUAUAUGAUAGUUAGGAAGAUAUAAUGAAGGAUUAUAAAAUCGUUUUGGAGCAUUAUUCUUCAUUUGCACAGCUAAUGCAUUUGGUGGAAUUUAAGGUGCUCUUCAUACAUUUUCAAUGGAAAGACCUUUAUUUUUGAGAGAAAGAAUCAAUAAAACUUAUAGUGUACAUUCAUUCUUUUGGGCAAGAUCUUUGGCAGAAUUUCCUUUCCAAAUUAUUUAUCCAUCUCUUUGUGUCAUAAUUGUCUAUUAUGUUAUUGGAUUAAGUGAUCUUAAUGUUGGAAAGUUUUUCAUGUUAAUAUUCAUUUAAUUCUUAACAUAUCAAUAUGCAGUUUCAUAUGGAUUACUUUUAUCAACAGUUAUACCUAAAAUAGAAGUAGCUACAGCAUUAGUACCUGCUUUGGUUAUUCCUUUUAUGAUAUUAGGAGGAUUCUUUGUUAAUUAAGAUAAUAUCCCCUAUAUAUUCUAUCCAUUCACAUAUUUAUCAAUGUUUAAAUAUGGUUUUGAAGCUUCAGUCAUUGUAUGAAUAUAUUCUUAUAAUUUUAUAGAAUGAAUUCGAUGAAGUAAAUUAUGAAUGCAUGCAAGGAAGUCCAUGCAAACCUGUAGAAAUGUUAUCUAUAACUUUAUCUAUGUGGGAAUGUUGCUACAUUUUAAUUGGAUUAGCAGUUGGAAUUAGAAUGUUUGCCUAUUUAGCUCUUCAUCUCAUUUCAAGUCCUGAAAAACCUAAACUUAAAUCACCAGAAUCCAUGUAGAUUAUGAACAGUCAAAGUUGAUUUAUUUCUUCUUUAAAUAUUUUAUUUAAAUUACCAA